Uranotaenia lowii is the source of this 924-nucleotide messenger RNA. RefSeq lists its product as uncharacterized. The transcript is spliced from 2 exons. The record is from RefSeq and is a predicted model, not a curated record. Lineage: Eukaryota; Metazoa; Arthropoda; Insecta; Diptera; Culicidae. Bases 1 to 924 code for a protein of 307 amino acids.
AUGGCUACGACUUCCGCGUCAAGUUUGUCAUCGAAGAAUCGACCGCUGCGCAAUCUACAAACAAAGGUGAAGGCGUUGAUGGAGAUGUUUAAAUCAAUAACCAUUUUCGCAAGCACUCUGGGGGAAGUUACCUCAGCUCAACAAAUCCAUGUUAGGCUGGAGAAACUGGACGAUUUUUGGGAUCGGAUCAACGAUGCGCUGAUCGAGGUUGAGAUGCACGAAGAGUACUCGUCGAAAGAAGCAACAUGUUCCAAUAUACGACAGGAUUUCACCACGAAGUACUACAACGCCAAGGCAUCUAUAUUGGAACGCAUCAAGGAACUGGAAGGAGGUGCCAGUGUUCUACAUUCCACCUGUAUGAUGGACUCGUCUAUUCAACCAACCAUCGAGCAUGUCAGGCUACCGCAAAUUAAGUUGCAAACGUUCGACGGUGACAUCGACCAGUGGCUGAGCUUCCGGGAGCUGUACUCAUCCCUGAUCCAUACCAAGACAGACUUACCGGAGGUUGAGAAGUUCCACUACCUGAAGGGCUGUCUCACCGGCGAGGCGCGGGCUCUCAUCGAUCCGUUGACACUUACGAGGGCGAACUAUUCAGUAGCUUGGGACAUCCUAAUGGCCAGGUACAACGACAGCAAGGUGUUGAAGCGCAGGCUGGUUGGAAACCUAUUUAUACUUCCCAAGGUGGCUAUUGGAAUUGGAGGACGGUUGCCAUGGACCGAUAAUGAGGUUGCUGAGGAGUCGGCCGUCGAUAUUCAGGCACUACUGGAAGGUUUCGAACGCGUCGUGCAAACCCUGGACCAAUUGGUGAAACCGGAAGAAUAUAAGGACCUGUUGUUGCUGGAAAUGUUGUGCUCCAGACUGGAUCCAAUUACACGUCGUGCAUGGGAAGAGCACAGUGCUCAUCAGGACCAGGACAAGAUUUAA